Molecule: messenger RNA, 2112 nt
Organism: Aspergillus bombycis
Lineage: Eukaryota; Fungi; Ascomycota; Eurotiomycetes; Eurotiales; Aspergillaceae
Exons: 4
Coding region: 1-2112 (703 amino acids)
Source: RefSeq, a predicted model, not a curated record
AUGACUCCAAAAGAACUCGACCGGGCGGAAACGAUCGAAUUGCUUUCAAUUCCGCGAGAUGAAGAACCACUUGGACCCGACUCGUCGAGCGAAGCCGACAAAGAUAUGCGCGACCGGACGGCAGUUGAAUCGACGCGAAAGCACGACAAGAAACGCAAAACAGAAAACUGGAAACGGUCGCUAUAUCUAGGCUCUCUAUCGAGUGUAAUUGUACUCUUAUUUAAUGUUUCCUUUGUCGCCUGGGCCGUGUCGCAUCAUAAUCUUACGGAAAAUCGCGGAGUACUCUACACCGGCGAUUGUACCAAGACUAAGAGAAUGAGUACUGGGAUUCACUUGGUCAUCAACAUUCUAAGCACUGCUCUGCUUUGUGCGAGUUCUUAUACUAUGCAAUGCCUGUGCGCCCCUACACGUACGGAGAUUGAUCGCGCACAUCUGAAGAAUCAAUGGCUGGACAUUGGUGUGCCUAGCGUGCGGAAUUUGUUUCGGAUCUCGAAGAUGAAACUCAUUCUCUGGCUAACCCUAGCGCUAUCGUCUCUACCGCUUCACCUAUUCUACAACUCGACCAUCUUCUCGACAAUCACAAACGUCGAGUACGAAAUCUUUGCGGGAAACAAGCCGUUCUCCGAUUUCAAUGCGAAGAACGUCCGGCCGCCUCCCAAUGUUAUAGAAACGGAUAACACCAGGUACAUGAACCCCUACUUCUCAUUCUCAAGAAUGCUGGAGAAGGGACAGAAUGGCGAGCUCUACCGUCUGGAAAAUGCCGACUGCAUGUCCGCUUAUGCCACGAACUUCCAAGAUGAAUACGGCAGCGUACUUUUACUCACCGAUGAUUUUCACCCAAACGAUACCGACUUCGACUUUCUGUCGUUCCAGGGACCCUCUACCCCCGUGAGAGGAAACAAUCCAUACGCUUGGAUGUGUUGCAACUACACCGUAUAUGCCUGUGAUAUGCAGGCAUUAUGCCGCGACCAACUUCCAGAGAUCCGCGGGCAUACCGACAACUGGAUAGUUGGUGGCUACCGCGUGAAUUCUUGCUUAGCAGAACGGAUUCCGGGGAAAUGCAAACUGGAGUACAGUCUUCCUCUAGCCAUUACCGUUAUCAUUUUCAAUAUUGUCAAGGCGAUCAUUAUUUGCGCCGUGGCCCUCACGAUGACCGACUUGCCCAUCCUCACCAUCGGCGACGCGGUAGCUUCAUUUCUAAAGACCCCUGAGACAAGAAAAAGAGAACAUUGUCUCACUUCCAAGACACUAGCCAAGAAUCCAACUCCCAGACCCAUCCCUUACAGCCCAAAACCCCAAAGAUGGGUCGCCGCAGUCUCAAUAGUCCGAUGGAUCAUCUGCAUAAUAUGCUACACCAUUGCUAUCGCAAUCUGCAUCGGGCUGCUAUGUUUCGGGCUCAGCCAAAUCCGCAACAAAGGCAAGAUCUGGUCCGGACUCGGCAUCACAAACACAGACACCCUCAUCAGCGGAAACGCCUGGCCGCCCUCUCUAAUCACCAACACCAUCAUCGCAAACACCCCCCAAGUCAUCUUCUCCAUGCUCUACUUCGUCUCCAACAGCGUUCUCACAGCUAUGACCCUCGCUGCGGAGUGGAGCAACUACGCACUCCACCGCAAGGGUCUCCGCGUCUCCUCUACCCCGCAGGGCUCCCAACGCACCACCUACUUUCUCUCUCUGCCCUAUACCUACGCCAUCCCGCUGCUGGUCUUCUCCACCGUGCUGCAUUGGCUCAUAUCCCAGAGCCUGUUCCUCGUCAACGUGGAGUCGUAUAAUAUGCAGCUGGAGCGUUUCCAGUUAUUCGAUUUCGCCACGUGCGGAUACUCCCCCGUCGCGAUUGUCAGUGCGAUUGUUGUCGGGGGAGUCAUGCUUUUGGGUCUUGUGGGGUUGGGCUUUCGCCGGUUUGCGUCCGGCAUGCCCGUCGCCGGGAGUUGUAGUCGGGCUAUUGCUGCGGCGUGCUAUCCUGGGUGUUCUGUCGAGGGAGAUGGUGUCGAGACUAUGCCUCUGAAAUGGGGGGUUGUGUAUGAAGGCAUGGCGGAUGGGGCGGAGGUCGGACGCUGUGCUUUCUCUGGUGGGGAGGUUGGGAUACCUCUUGAUGGGGUUGUCUAUAGGUGA